AUGUGGUGCCAAUCUGUGCGUCCGUCCCCGACUCUUCUUCAGGCGUCCGCAGCAUCGCCAUGUGCUGCUCUAUCUCGACUGAGUGCCUGCGCCUCGCGUUGCCACCUGCGCAUGCCCUCCAUUCAGCCGCUCGGCCUACCCCGCGCUGAUCGCCCACGAACCCGCCGCUCUCCGCCGCUCCACGUCGUGGCCGUUGGUUGGGACCCGGAGGGCAUACUGGCGCCGCCGCAGCCAGGGCACAUUGCACGGCGCAAGCAGCAGCACCAGAUGGUGGACGAGGAGGCGGAGAGGGCCAAGCGGGAAGCCGCCGCUAAACAAGAGGCCGCCAGGAGAAGGGAGGCGCGCGCCAGCCGAGUGGUACCGGACACGGACGAGGGGCUGAUAGAGUUCUUUCUCUCCACGGAGGUCCCUGACAUGGAGGCCGAGAUAGCGCGCUGCCGCCCGCGCCUCACGCCCGCCUUCUUCACGUCGCUGCGCACGGCCAUGGGGCAGCUGCGCUUUGCGGCACGGCCCAGUGCGGAUGAUGCGGACAAGCUGGCGGAGCUUGAGGCGCUGGAGACGGUUCUGCAGGAGGGAAUUGCUGCCUACGACGCCCUGGAAAAGGCAAUGACGGGUGCAAGGGAGCGCCUGCACCGCCUGCUGUCAGCCAAGGACAAGCGGGCAGAGCUGCUGGCCAUGGCAGCCAGCAACGAGCUCGAUAGGGACUUGCUCACCCUGCUUGAUGAAAACAUUGCUGCUGCCACUGCUGCCAACCAGAAGGAAGCAGUUGAAUUUAUGGAGAAGGUGCGCGGGGCCAUGGUCAAGUAUAUGGUGAAGACAUAA
Molecule: messenger RNA, 822 nt
Organism: Closterium sp. Naga37s-1
Lineage: Eukaryota; Viridiplantae; Streptophyta; Zygnematophyceae; Desmidiales; Closteriaceae
Source: the annotation of a GenBank genome assembly